Boeremia exigua is the source of this 1131-nucleotide messenger RNA. RefSeq lists its product as uncharacterized. The transcript is spliced from 3 exons. Lineage: Eukaryota; Fungi; Ascomycota; Dothideomycetes; Pleosporales; Didymellaceae. Bases 1 to 1131 code for a protein of 376 amino acids. The record is from RefSeq and is a predicted model, not a curated record.
AUGAACGCCUCAGCAACGAUCCGUGCCUCCUACGUACGAGCCACGAGGAUGAGCAUGAUGCCCCCAGCUCGUAAUAUUCCCGUUCUCAACCCUGUCGCGGACCUCGAAUCGCGUCCAGCAAUUAGCGAGAAACUUGCCAACUUCGUGCCUGUCGACCAUCUUGAGCACCGUGAGAAAUGCGAUAUCGAACGUGCCAAAGUUUACGUCUACGACGAGCCGUCAUACCUAGACUGGGGCGAUGAAGAUGAAUCUUUUGCCACACGCGUCAAGAAGAUGUACACAGUUUUCCCGUACCGGGAUCCCAUUUGGCUGGUCGCAGUCGUCUUUGCAGUCGGAAGUGUCGAUCUCGUCAUCAACGCGUUUUUCGAUUUACUCCCGCAACUUGAUCCCAAGUUGCAAUUCGAAACCAACGAGACUAUUGCCAUACCAACCACUGUCCUAAUUGGAUCUGUAUUCUUCUUCGUAGCAGGCAUAUUCGACACCUUCGGAGCUUUGAACGCUGACCGCGGCACUCUCGACACCAAUAAGGAGACCCAGAAAGUCACAUACAGACCCGCACUCUUGGGGUCGCCGGAAUUCAAAUGGAUUCCCUCAUGGAUCAAGCUUUGGGAUCUGACUAUGACAAAUCUGGCCUUUCAAGCCGGCCUUAUCGUGCUCUUUGGUGGUGUCAUCUUCAUGUUCGCGGGUAUCGUUGAUUUCCCGGAACUGAUUUCGGAAGAAGCGCCUCUUUUCGCAACAAUUGUGUUCGGCCCUCAAGUAAUCCAUGGCGCGCUGUUCAUGGUUGCAAACGCAAUGCUGGCAUACUCGGAACAGGAAAGAUGGUACAAGCCCAUGUGGCAGGAUGCGGACUGGCAAGGUGCUUUCUUAAACACGAUUGGGGGCUUUGGUUUUAUGAUGGCGGGAUUGUUUCUGUUCCAGGAGGACAAGCUCGCCGCAGCUAUUUCAGCGUUGUUGGGGAGCUGGGCUUUCUUGUUUGGGAGCAUGAUCAGGUGCAUGGUUGCGACCUGUGCUCCUCGUCCCCCUGUUCUGGCUCGUCACCCAACUCACAGUUCUUCCACCGGUCUUCGCCCAUUUGGGCGAGUCGCAACAGAUAGAACAGUCGAAGAGAGUGCUCGGGGUUUGGAUAAAUAG